CCGAUGUUAGAGAUAUUGUAGAUCAAAUUUCUCGAUCAGUCUAUUGUUUCCUUUGACAUUCAGAAUCCAGUGCAAUUUUCAAAGUCUUCUUAAACAUACCUAGUCAGUAAUAAGCAAACAAUAGAAAUGGUAUUCAUUAGUUUGGUACAGGCUGAUAUGUAAAUACGUGAGAGUCUCUCUCUGCGGUCAAACAGCGGCAAGGAUCUAGCUAGUUCUUCUGAUAAAAUUCUCCAUUUAAGCACGUGUCGACGUCAUCGUGGUGUCCUUUUGUUUUAUUUCCUGCAGCACCCAUCCGCCCUAUAUGUGGGACGUUAAUUUUGUUUUUGUCGCAGUUUCUUUACACUAUCAUCGAGGAAGGAUUAUCGUGUAUAACAACCUGCUGACGACACAUUUCAGUGAGCUGUCCGCUAUCAAUUGCAUGGUUGGAUCACGAAACACGCUUUGAAGGAAAUCGCCUACUAAAACGCUUUGGGCCAGGACACAGCUUGCAACUGAAGAAGUUCUGUCCGCAUAAAAACGAAAAUAUUUAAUAUAAGACGUUUCAACUUCGCUCAUAAACGAACGCUUUUAUGAACAUGGAAGACGACAAUUUUUCUCAACCCCAUUUUCCCAACACAUUGAGCAAUCGUUCAACGUUUCAGAUAGUGGUGGAUGUUGCACCUCUCUUCGUUAUAAACCUAGCAGCUCUUUUUGGAAACAUACUUCUAUGUAUUGCAUUCUUUCAGAACAACAAUCUACGAUCAGUGACAAAUAUAUUUGUUUUAACACUGACGGUGUGUGAUAUUGUAAUGUCCAUUACAUCCAUGCCUCUGUCGGAAGGUGCUCUCAUUGCUGGAGAAUGGAUCUUUGGGGACUUUCUCUGCCACUUUCAAGGAUUUCUGACCCUCUUUUUGGCAUUCCUUUCGCUUCAGAUGAUGGCAAUGACAGCAGUAAACCGCUACUUUCGAGUCAUAAAACCAGAUUUGUACAAAAAGGUCUUUACUACCGGCUACACUAUCCUGAUGAUAACCUCAGCUAGUUUACUGUCUCUUGGGAUCUUAAGCAGCAUCACAUUCGCGCAGCAUGGCAACUCAUUCAUAUUUCACCCUGGUAAGACCAUCUGUGUCAACGUAUACCGAAGCAUGUUGACAGCACAAGUAUACACCAUUGUUUCCAGUGCCUUGUUCGUGUUACUGCCUGCUGUAGUAAUCAUAUGGUGCUAUGCGAAGGUGUUUACUAGAAUACGAAAGCAUUUUCGUCGACUGGCCGCCAGGAAGAUAUCAAAGGCUUCUUUCAACAGUCUCAAUCCUGCAGAGAUUGUUGUCACCCGCACCCUGUUUGCAAUCGUCUUGGCUUUCUUCAUUUGUUGGAUUCCAUGUAUUGUCAUAGAUCUGAUGGAUAUUAUGAAGGAGAAAUGGUUCACCCGACGGGUAUACUUAGCUUACACCUACUUUGCUUACACCUCAAGUGCCAUAAACCCCCUUAUAUAUGGAAUAAUGAACAGGUCUUUCCGAGUGGAAUACUUAAAAUUAUUAAAAUGUCGUUGAAAACGAUAAGAACGGCCCGUAUAAACCAUGCUUUGAAAUGCAAUCAAUCCAUUAAACAUAACAAGUCAUAUUGUAGAGCUGAGAAUAGAGAUAUGACUUUCUUGCCUCUCAUCAAGGCGCAUCUUUAAUAUUUAUGCGUAAACCUCGGCAAGAGAGAGGUUUCAUAGGUUUUAAUACGGCAUAAAUACUGUUCGAUAUAUUUACUUUCCAAUUGAUCUGAAGAAAAGAAAGGAAACUAUAGGAAACAAUUCACGAUAAACGUUAACCGCCUAGGCGAAUUACAAGGUAGUUUAGUACCAAAAAAAAAACAGUUUGUCUUCGUGGAAAACUUGUAACUGACGUAGAUCUGUCAUUCUUAACGUUUAGAAAUGUAAAUUCUAUCUAAAUAGUUGUAUGUACCCAGCUGAAUAUCGCAUCUCUGGCUAGUUUUAGUAUAAGUGGUGUACUGUUCUUAAGAUGCCAAAGUAAGCUAUGGUGAUUCUUUUCAAGACGUCGCUACUCAUUAGUAAUUUAAAGCGUCCAUUUCGUGCCAUAUACAAAGUAAAACAAUGCCGAAAAUACGGGACUUAGAAAGAUU
Messenger RNA from Stylophora pistillata, 2103 nucleotides. RefSeq names its product beta-2 adrenergic receptor-like. Gene Ontology annotation, biological process: G protein-coupled receptor signaling pathway. The record is from RefSeq and is a predicted model, not a curated record. NCBI's taxonomy places the organism in Eukaryota, Metazoa, Cnidaria, Anthozoa, Scleractinia, Pocilloporidae. Gene Ontology annotation, molecular function: G protein-coupled receptor activity. Gene Ontology annotation, cellular component: membrane.